AGCCACUCUUGCCUCCAUUCCUGCAUAUAUAAAACCUAAGCAGCGCUUUGCUUUCUCCUUCUCUUAGGUACUAGGUACAACUAGUUAGACGAAUAUUAGAAGCUCUACCUUCCCCACAUCAGAUCAGCCCCCAUACACUUCUUCUUCUUCUUCUUCUUCUUCUUCUCAGUCCGGUUUUCAGCCUGCUAGCUCUUAGAUCUGAGAGGGAUGGGGAGGGGGAAGAUAGUGAUCAGGAGGAUCGACAACUCGACGAACAGGCAGGUGACCUUCUCGAAGCGGCGGGGCGGGCUGCUGAAGAAGGCCAAGGAGCUCUCCAUCCUCUGCGAUGCGGAGGUCGGCCUCGUCGUCUUCUCCAGCACCGGCAGGCUCCAUGAGUUCUCCAGCACCAACAUGAAAGCUGUGAUAGACCGGUAUACCAAGGCAAAAGAGGAGCAGCCUGGCGUGAAUGCAACUUCAGAGAUUAAGCUUUGGCAAAGGGAGGCAGCAAGCUUGAGGCAGCAACUGCACGACUUGCAAGAAAGCCACAAGCAACUGAUGGGAGAGGAGCUUUCCAGCCUAGGUGUAAGAGAUCUCCAGGGUUUAGAGAAUCGGCUCGAAAUGAGUUUACGCAGUAUCAAAACAAGGAAGGACAACCUUCUGAGAAGUGAAAUUGAAGAGUUACACAGGAAGGGAAGUCUAAUCCACCAGGAAAACACGGAACUGUGUCGUAGAUUAAACAUCAUGUCACAACAAAAAAUGGAACUGAGCAGAAAGCUUCAGAGCUGUGAAUCGGGAGGUGCCACUGAUGCAAAUAAAAGCUCUAGCACUCCCUUCAGCUUUCGUAUUGUACAAGACGCAAAUAUCCCUGCUAAUCUUGAACUGAGCCAGGCACAACAAAACGAACAGGAGCACUCCGAAACAGGCGCUCCAGCACUGGGCAGACUUCAACUGUCCUAAGACGAUCUAAUACAAUCUGGGCAACGUCGUGGUAAUCAAAAAUAUCAAAUCAUGAUUCAGAGCACUUGGAGUUGGAUAAUGUAGCAGGUUGUGCGCUAUACUAGCCCAUAAAGAAAAGUGCACAGACUACAGACAGGACAGAUUAUGCUGCCAGGGGCUAUAUUAUAUUGAAGUUGUGACAUAAUGGUUGUUGUAAUGAUACUAGUUGUAACAUCAUAAUUUUUAUGCUUAUGCCCACAUGACAUUAAAGUAAUUGUGUAUCGAUAGCUGUGUACAAUCAGCAUUAAUUUUUCUAGUUCUUCUAUGAAGUAA
This is a messenger RNA of Aegilops tauschii subsp. strangulata, 1248 nucleotides long. Its product is annotated as MADS-box transcription factor 57. Gene Ontology annotation, cellular component: nucleus. Gene Ontology annotation, molecular function: DNA-binding transcription factor activity; protein dimerization activity; RNA polymerase II transcription regulatory region sequence-specific DNA binding. Gene Ontology annotation, biological process: positive regulation of transcription by RNA polymerase II. The record is from RefSeq and is a predicted model, not a curated record. Lineage: Eukaryota; Viridiplantae; Streptophyta; Magnoliopsida; Poales; Poaceae.